AUGGACAGUCUAUCGGUCAAUAAGGUUCUAUGGUUAUCUAUCCCCUAUCAUCUAAGACAGUUCAUCGGCAGUGGUUAUCUAGAUCCAACUCAAGUAGAUCUAUCUAAAUAUACUGAUCUAGCCAACUACACUGACGUUGUCUACGAGCAGGAGGCUGACAAUUCUAUAUCUACGAUUGCCGAGUUUCUGCGCUUAACCGCUGUGGUUGGUCUACUCGGGUUCGUCUAUCGUGACUUAGAAUCUAUUAUGUCGGAGCCUCUACUCAAGAGGCAUCCUAUGUCUACAGCCACCAUACGAGUUAGGCCUCUAGGGGAUACCUUAUUCUACUCCUGUCUACGCAUGUCGGCUAUGAUCAAGAACAGUCUACUACCCUGUAUAUUCUAUAAGAUCGACGAUAAUCACUCUAUAUGUGAUCUAUUGGCAUUGGACCCUAGUUCUAGAGAUUAUAUGGCCCUAGGAAAUCGCAUUGGAGCAGCGAUUCAUGGCGUCAUCACUUCCAAUGCUUGGGCUCUAGACUUGGUUCGUAUAAACGAGUCUAAUCCCGACAUUCUACAUAUUCUAGAAGUAUCUACGGAGAAGUAUUAUGAUGCCUAA
This is a messenger RNA of Perkinsus marinus ATCC 50983, 594 nucleotides long. RefSeq lists its product as hypothetical. The transcript has a single exon. The coding region runs from base 1 to 594 and encodes 197 amino acids. The record is from RefSeq and is a predicted model, not a curated record. Lineage: Eukaryota; Perkinsozoa; Perkinsida; Perkinsidae.